UCUCUAGGCAUCUUUUGAAUUUCAAGUUUCAGUUAACUAGAAGAAUUGAUAACCAGAAAAACAUGUGCAAUUUUUUCAAUUCAUACUUAUAUUUUAUCAGUUUAAUUCACUUACCAUAUUAUUUAACACAAACUGAUUGGGAUAUUCGAGCCAAUGUUAUUUUUCCUUCACCGUCUUCAUCAUCUCCGACAACUCCAAUACCUGUAGUUCCACAAAAAUCAACAAUAUAUAAUGUAGGUAAUGAAAUGAAAAAUGUAGUAACUGAAAGUAGUAGAACAAACAUACUACAAUCUGUUGAUGAAGUUAUUGAAAAGCAAGAAAUUAGAAUAGAUUGUUUGGAAGCAUUGCACAAUUGUGAAUUAUUUAGUGGAAUAUGUAAAGUGGAUGUAGAUAUUUUCAAAACAUUUUGUGGAGAUUGGACUGAUGAGCGCAGUUUAAUGGGGUGCCAGCGUAAAUAUUUACGAGAAUGUCAAUCAGCUCUUAGAACCAUGAAUCUUGGACGUCCAGGAUUAAAGCAUUGUAUAUGUGAUAGUCGGUCUAGCCGUUCGAUUGAUGACUUAACCAAAUGUAAUCUACUUAGAAAAAAUUUAAACAAUCAUCCAUGUUUGGCUGAACCACCAAUAUUUCUUCGUGAAUUGCAUACAUCUGGAAAUUUUCGCCAUGAGUCUAGAAAGGAAAUAAAACCAGAAAGUAAACCUACUCAAUCAACAAGCAAUAUGAAUACAAAUGUGAAACGUCUGAAUACAACAUCACUAUUGGUCGAACCCUUUGUAUCGUCUAUACCGAUGACUACAGAAUCUCCUAUCACUAUGAAUAUGCUGUCUAGUGUAGGAUCACCUAACAGUGAAUUAGUUGAUCAGCAUUUGAACAAAAAUAAACAAAAUACAAGUUGUUUAGAUUUACUUGAAAAUUGCACUAAAUUGCCAGCAUGUGCCAUAGCACUUAAUAAAUUUCGUGCAUUAUGUACUGUUAGAACUUGUAUUAAGCUGAAAUCACAAUGUUUAGAAGCAUCAAAGAAAUUUCUUCAACUUAAAACACAUAUGAAUUGUGACUGUAAAAGUGAAUUAAACGAAGGCAGAUACCGUAGAUGUUUAGAUUAUAAAGAGGCUGUAAUUGAUAAUAAAUGUGUUGAAAUUUCAUCAAACCAAGAAAUAAACUUGGUUAAUGGAAACGAAUUGGAAUAUUCUUUUGUAAAUAUGAAUUUGGAAAAAAGUUUAGCAACUAUUCCAGUUUCACCAGACUAUCAUACAGCAGUCCAAAAUAAUUCAACAACUUUAGAAAAUGAAACAUUAUCAGUAUUACACCAGUCACACUUUAUCAGUUCUAAUAUUAGUGGUCAAAGAUCAAACGAAUUAACUGAUAUAGAAACAAUUGUUUCUGAAACAUGGGAUAAUAAAAUGGAAUGUUAUUCAAUAUUUUAUGAAUGUCUUCGUGAACCUGUUUGUCUUCAACAUUUUGUAAAUCUUCGUUAUGGAUGCGCACAGAUGAAUAGGCAGUUUAUUGCCUGUAGAAAUCCAAAUCAGUGUAUAAACUCACUAGAGCUUUUUUACAAGGAAACAAAUUCUCUGGUAAAUAAAGCCAUAUCAUGCACUUGUACAGUAAGUGAUUUGGAUUGUCAGCAGAUUCAAAAUGUAUUUGUACCCAGAUGUAUUCGUCAGUCAUAUGGAUUGAGGAUGGAUUGUUAUCAAGCAUGGGUUAAGUGUCAGAAUGAUCCAGUUUGUAGGACAAGUUAUGAUCUGCUAGUUUCAGAAUGUCAAACUUCAAAUGGGCUUUGUUACUUAAAUCCAUCUGCCUGUUUAAACUCUUACCGAAGAUUAUGGAGUGGUCCUUGGGCUGGUGGUUGCAGUUGUGAAGUGACACGACCUAAGUUAAGUCCAUCAAAUAAUGUACUAACAGGAUGCAGUGAAUUCGGUAGAAUUUUAACACAACCUCCCUGCGUUGAAAUCACUCCAGAAACACAUCAAUUAGAAAGCCCAACUUUAACUCACAAUCCAUUAUAUUGUAAAAUGAUGAAAAAACUACAAAUGCCUUCUGAAGAUUUUGUCAGAAUUCCAUCUUUGCGUGAUUAUCAAGAAGAAGAGCAGCUUGCACGAAAUUGUUCUUUACUAUGCAAUUGUCACGUUGGUUGUCGAUAUGAAAUGUGUUAUGGAACAGAGAUGAAAAUUUGGCAUGCUUAUUCUUUAUCUAAUCGUACUAGUCAAAAUGUUACUUUUCCAACGCGAAUACAGACAAUCAAUAUUUAUCAAGCAAAUUUAUCAUUAGGUUGUCUUUAUUUACCAAAAUUUAAUCGUCACUGUGUAUGUUAUGCAUAUGAUCAUGUUGUCUGUGAUGUAUUCAUUCCGAAAAACCAAUAUUUCUUAACAGGUCAUAAACUAUUGAUUGAUUUCGAUGUGGAAAUGUAUUCUACAACGAUUGAUUUGCUGGCCGAUGAUAAAUCACUUUCAGAAUAUGAAUUUUACGGAAGUAUUAUUCAACUUGAAUUUCUGCUGACCAAUUUCCUAGCACAUUUAUUUGGACAGAAAAGCUGUCGGUUGAUACUAUCUGCAUAUCAAACAAUCGAUGAUAAACAUUUCUGGUUAAAACAACAUUCAACCAACAAUAAUUCGAAUAAGUUAUUAAAACGAUUAGAAUAUCUACUGGCAAUCAAUUUAGACACAUCUUUUCCGACAGAAAAUAAAACAUCCUUAUGCAUUAAUCUACUAGAAGUUCUAAAUAUAAUGAUCAAUGAUCAAUAUCCGCAAAUAAGAUAUCAUGUUAAGUUUUCAACAUUUCAAAAAAGCAUUUUAAAAGCACCAGGAUUUAAUGAACAUUAUGAUUUAGAUAGAACUCUUGAUAAAACAUAUCGUUUACAACAAUUACAACGUCAACAGCAACAACAACAACAGCAGCAACAAGAAACUCAAGCUUGGAGGCAUAUAAGAACAUCGGUACAAAUGCAAAGUAAUAAUAAACUAGAAAAAAAUAAUUCUCACAAAACAUACGUUUUGAGUUACUCCAUGUGUAGUAUUUUAUUGAUUUUUACUAUGUCUACCAACUUUUUUUAA
This is a messenger RNA of Schistosoma bovis, 3044 nucleotides long. NCBI's taxonomy places the organism in Eukaryota, Metazoa, Platyhelminthes, Trematoda, Strigeidida, Schistosomatidae. The record is from the annotation of a GenBank genome assembly.